UUUUCACCGGGAUGAUAAAAUCGAUUUUAAGCCGCUGGUUGAUGAGGGAAUGCACUUAUCUAGCUAGGGUUUUCAAUCUCUCGGAUUAUGCGUCUUUCUUUGAUCCACUUCAUCUUCGGGGAUAUGCAAGAAGGAUUAAGAAGGCGAGCAGUGGCCUUCACGAAUUUUUUGAUAAAAUGAUAAAUGAAUACCAACAAGGGACUAACAUGGAUGAACAAAAACCUUAUACAGGUUUCUUUCAAGUGAUGGUUUCCUUGUUGGGUACACCCAUGAACCCUAACGAUGAAGAUCAACCCUACAUCGUUGGUAGAGAAAACAUCAAGGCGAUAAUGCUGGACAUGGUGGUAGCUUCCUUUGACACUAUAACCACAGCCAUUGAGUGGACGCUUUCAGAACUUCUACGGCAUCCUUGAGACAUGGUUGCUCUCCAGAAAGAGCUAGAAAGUGUUGUUGGAAGGAAUAGAAUGGUACAAGAGUCGAACCUACCGAAGCUUGCUUAUUUGGAUAUGGUCAUCAAAGAGAGUUUCAGGUUGCAUCCUGUGGCGCUGUUGUUAGUCCCGCACGAGUCGACCGAAGAUGUCACCGUUAAUGGAUAUACCUAAGAAGUCACGGCUUUUGGUGAACACUUGGUCCAUGGGGCGAAACCCCAAGAUAUGGUCGGGCAAUGUCAAAGAGUUCUUUCCAGAAAGAUUCAAGGAUAGCAAGAUAGACCUUCGAGGGCAUGAUUUCGGAACUGGUCACAGAGCAUGCCCUGGAAUGCAAUUAGGCCUAACCAGCAUCCGUCUAAUUUUAGCUUAAUUAGUCCAUUGUUUUGAUUGGGAGUUGCCUAACAGAAUGUUGCCUAAUAAACUCGACAUGACUGAGA
Molecule: messenger RNA, 865 nt
Organism: Gossypium raimondii (Peruvian cotton)
Lineage: Eukaryota; Viridiplantae; Streptophyta; Magnoliopsida; Malvales; Malvaceae
Product: cytochrome P450 71AU50
Exons: 2
Coding region: 12-413 (133 amino acids)
Molecular function (GO): heme binding; monooxygenase activity; oxidoreductase activity, acting on paired donors, with incorporation or reduction of molecular oxygen
Source: RefSeq, a predicted model, not a curated record